AUGCCAGAGCGAGCUUUGGAGUAUUUAGAAGCGAAGUUCAUGUGCCAUAUGUGUGAGGCGAUUGUGACUUGCAUCGAAAUGUUCUUCUGGGCUCGAUCAGCUCAUUCAAACCAGUCUUGUCGGUCCCGGCACCUGCUGAAGAGGGCAACGGACACAGCGAUGGGCAUUGUCUUCGGAGUGGGUGGGGGUGCAAGAGGGGCAGCCGGCGGCGGAGCCGCCGGUGGUGGCGGAGGCGGUUUCCUCUUCGACAUGUUCUACGAGCGCUAUGCUGAUGGCAGCAGCGAAAGCAUCAAAUACGUUGGUGCAGGAAUGGGCGACAUAGAGACCAAGCUCAUUGAGGUGGGUGCAGGUCAAGGCAGCUACUCCAAGGAGCAAAGCGCCACCUAUGGAUACAGGUGCCGGCCGGCCUGCGUUUGCUGCUGCGUGUUCUGGU
This is a messenger RNA of Symbiodinium natans, 433 nucleotides long. The record is from the annotation of a GenBank genome assembly. Lineage: Eukaryota; Dinophyceae; Suessiales; Symbiodiniaceae.